UGUGUCGCUUAUUUAACGAUUGGAGGCUGUGCGUGGUAGGCGGAUCUCUGCUACCCGAUGCUACAGCCCACUUUCAAAUCCUGGUAGCAAACAUAUUACUUGUAUCUGUCGAAAGACAAUUAGCGAGAAAUCGAGGCAGAACUAAAAGAGAAGUGCUCGUUUUCUGCAGUGCAGGCAAGUGGUACCCAAGAGGAAAGAAACUGGGAGAGAAGGAAAGAAGAAAAGAAGGUAGCUUGAACUCUGCAUGUACUCGCUACUGAAGGAAUUAAUACGGGUCCACCGUGGCAGUGUGGCACAAUUUCUCGUGACUGAUCUUUGAAGGACCGCUGAGAGGAUCUUGCGCAAAGCGCUCGCACACACACACACACCCACACAUACACACGCACACACACACACACAAACACACACACACACACACACACACGCACACACACACUGUAUUUGGAUAAUUGCUGCUGAAAGCAUGGAGCCUGUGCAGUCCGAGAUGAGUAUCAUUCCUAAUGGGAAGGGGCACGACGUGGAGGACAACGCCGUGUCCAUGAAAACGCUGCCAGAAGACGCAGACCAAAAUUGUACCCAAAAUGUCAGUCCUAGCAGAUUGGAGGGUGCAGAGCAAAAUUUGGUGGAAAGUCAGGAGUUUCUGUCUACCAUGGACAACAAGAAUCCCGUGGGCUUUACUGAUUUUGAGGGAAAGACAUCCUUUGGAAUGUCAGUGUUCAACCUGGGAAAUGCCAUCAUGGGCAGUGGAAUUCUGGGAUUGGCAUAUGCCAUGGCCAACACUGGCAUCAUCCUCUUCCUGUUCCUCCUCACUGUGGUGGCUGGCCUCUCAUCCUACUCUAUUCAUCUGCUGCUCAAGUCCUCAGGAAUUGUGGGUAUUCGGGCGUAUGAGCAGUUGGGUUACAGGGCCUUUGGUGUGCCAGGCAAGAUGGCUGCUGGGAUUGCCAUCACCCUGCAAAACAUUGGAGCCAUGUCCAGCUACCUGUACAUUGUGAAGUAUGAGUUUCCCUUGGUCAUCCAGGCCUUUCUGGGGGUUAACACCUCAUCCAGUGACUGGUACUUGAAUGGUAAUUACCUGGUCGUCAUAGUGUCCGUCUGCAUCAUCCUGCCCCUGGCCUUUAUGAAGCAGCUGGGUUACCUGGGCUACACUAGUGGCUUCUCCCUCAGCUGCAUGGUCUUCUUCCUCAUUGCGGUGAUCUAUAAGAAGUUCCAUGUCCCCUGCCCUUUCCAAGACUUCUCCUUCAAUGCCACGAUGGGUCUGAACGCCAGCCUAGCAACUCACCCCUCCCAGGAUGCGGACAACUCAGACUGCGCCCCGAAAAUGUUCACCAUGAACUCACAGACAGCGUACACUAUCCCCAUCUUGGCUUUUGCCUUCGUGUGCCACCCUGAAGUCCUGCCUAUCUACACUGAAUUGCGAAACCCCACCAAGAGGAGGAUGCAGCAUGUCGCCAACAUCUCCAUCGCAGUCAUGUACACUAUGUACUUCCUGGCCGCUCUGUUUGGAUACCUGACGUUCUAUGGUAAGGUGGAGGCAGAGCUGCUGCACACCUACAGCCGGAUUGACCCGUACGACACGCUGAUCCUGUGUGUGCGUCUGGCUGUGCUCACGGCUGUCACUCUUACCGUGCCCAUCGUCCUCUUCCCGGUGCGACGAGCGCUCCAGCAGAUGCUUUUUCCCAAUAAGACCUUCAACUGGGUGCGUCACGUCAUCAUCGCCAUGUUCCUCAUCACCCUCAUCAACCUGCUGGUCAUCUUCGCCCCAAACAUCCUGGGCAUCUUCGGGAUCAUAGGCGCCACAUCGGCUCCCUGCCUCAUCUUCAUCUUCCCAGCGGUCUUUUAUAUCCGCAUCGUACCUAAGGAGGAGGAGCCCAUGUCCUCCACGCCCAAAAUCCUGGCCUCCUGCUUCGCCUGCCUCGGGUUCCUGUUCAUGAUCAUGAGCCUCAGCUUCAUCUUCAUUGAUUGGAUGUCAGGGGGCAAAUCUAGCAAUGGCCAUUAGGCUCCGCCCACCUGCAGGCUUUUCUCCACUUUUAGAAUCAUACUUUUUUCUUGUUUUUAUUAUAAUGGAUGCACUAUCUCUUCAGAUGGAAAGUACAGGCCAAGACACUUUAAGGUAUACCAAACCCUCAGAUAAUGUCUCUAACUGAAGUGUGACUAUUCAGGGAAAAGUCUAGCCAGGCUAGACACAACAGGGUCCGUAUAUUUAAAUUUUUCAGCCCCUGAGCCACACAAAACCGAUCUGCCUGACAGAUCACAGGCAUUGUUUUCACCUGUCAGGAUCAACAUAUUCAUGAGGAAGGGCAGAUACUAUAGUAGUCUGUCACACCAAGGACAGUGGGAUAUUCAGGAUUGGUGGGGUGGGCAGCAUUGCGAAGGGCAGUUCUGUUUUUGUUUUUAACUUGCAGAUUCAGGGUUAGUAGACAGUGCUGAGUGACUGCUGGAGUUGAGUUAAAUCACAAAGAUUUUAACAACAGUUCUCAGCACUCUAAGGCCUUCUAACUGCAUAAUCACUAGAAAUGCUUAUCACGUUUGUCUGAAUGCAGACAAAUGCAUUGUCAAGCCAUAUUAAGUGAUGUGAAAAAUUGUUUUUUACAUAUUCAUUUUUUCAUGAGGAAAAAAUGGUGUUAAUGCAUGUGUUGAAACUGUUCUUUUGCUGCUAAGCAAUUCUAAGAGUCUGAUUUGUAUAGCGCCUUUGAUCCCUUGUUAACGAUCGGAGAGCGCUUUGCAGUGAUUGGUUAACUCACCUCAACCGCCUGCAGUGUGCACUGUCCUCCAGGAUGCGCGGCCAGCCAUUUUCACACCGGAACUGUGGUCGUCAUGGCAAAGUUUUGCACGGUAAGCAGUGAAAGGAAGCGCGCUCCGUGGGUUUGAGGAUCACGGGACCUGUGGGUGGCGAUGCACACGUACCAAAGUUUUGCUUUUCCAGACACUGGGCAGACACAUGGUGGCCCGUCAAUCUUUCAGGAAUAAGAGGUAGUGCAUCCUAACAAAAUCCGAGCGGACAUAGAAACUUGGCUUGGCUUGUUGAAACCCCUCCUCCCCACCUGUCUCCCUGCUCCUCUACCUUCUCCCCUUAUACUUAACCUUUGACCUCACAAACUACAGCCAGUACAACAGGAGCCAUUUUUGAGCCCGUGUUGGUUAUGAUAACAAGGGAGCUUACACUACGUGUGGAGGGGAAGAGCAGAGCAUUAUGUAGUAUUUUUCAUAAAUAAAAAUAAGUUAUUUUCUCAUUAAGACUGGGGAAUACACAGUGCAAUAGCUGAGGUAAAUCAGGUAGUGGAAGCUAUUGGACAGGAGUGGUCACAAUGGCCAUGCUGCCAGGGGAGCAUUCCACUCCCCAAAUUGUUGGUCUCCAUCUCAGCUCUCAUUGUAAACACUGCCCCCUCCUCCCACGUGUCUGUAAGAAAGAACCUUAUAUGUUUUGAUUAUAAGAUUACUACAGAUUUUAAUAUAUGUAUUAGAACUUUUUUUGACAGUUUUUCCAUACCGGUCUGCCAUUGAGUACCAGAGUCACUGAGUGUCUGUCUGGUCGUUACUGCUACAGAAAUAUUGCAUCAGAGUAGUUUUCACACAGAGGCUUCCAGAACAUUCCUGUUGUAACCAGGUCUGUGAGCUCAUUUCCUGGGAACAGGCACAUGGGACAGGCAGGUCCUGAAUCACCUUACAGGUGACCUUAGCCCAGAGCUGUCACAAGUAAUUAUAGAUAACCAAAAUAUAUACAUAUAAAAUAAUUCUAUAAUAAUAAGCACAAAAGACUACGUGCACAAGGAGAUUUGGGGAUGAUAGGUGUAAAUAUUGUGAUGCUGGGAAGCGUUUAUGUUGAAGACAAGUUCUUUCUUGGAGGUUUAGUCGUACUGGUACAGAAGAUGCACCAUGCUGUGCACGUGUCUUUGCUGAACCAGUGUCAUUUUAACAUUCCUGCAACGUAGGUGAUUAGCUAGAGCACUUUCAGCUGAAAAGCACAGCUUACAUUUAAUUAAUCAAUUGACAGAUUAUAUUUGUACAUGAAUAAUAAUUUUGUGUUUUUCUUUUGUUUUUUUAAAAAAUAGAUGUACAUUUAAACUGUCGGUCUUUGUAAUACUAAUCUUGAACCAUUCAAAAAUGAAAUGGUUAAUUGUUGAACAAAGUGAUAUGUAUACUAAUUUAAAAUGUAAUGGUUUUAAGGUCAUAGUGUAAAACAGUACCAUGCAUUUUCAAAUGUAUUUUCAAAAUACUUUAUCUGCCAUCUGUUCAAAAAUCUGUUUCUUUUUUUUUGUGUGAGUACAGUUGGAGAUAAAUGUGGUUCAUUUGAUGAGUGUAUUUUAAUGGAUUGUAUCUGUGCUUGUAUUUAAAGAAAGCAUUCUGUGGUUUUUGCAAUAGUAGAACUUCUAUAUUGUGAAGCCAUCAAUGAACUGUGGUGAAUGUCUUUUAUCUCUGUAAGGAUUAGAUUUUCAAAGCAGAAUUUUCUAAAUGAAUUAGCACUUAUCAGUAAGUAUCAGUACUUCUGCCUGGUCUCAUAUUUUGGUCAUUCUUUGCUGUUUUUGGUCGCAUUCAUUGUAAAAUUCUGGGUGUUAAAAUCAAAUUCAGUAGGUAACCUUUCUUUAAUGAAGAAGGAACUGUCAGAAAAUGUGAUUUUGUGUCCCUUUCCUGGAUUCACAAAGGUUUUCUGAAGGCGCACCAUCUUCCACCCAAGCUAGAAAGCAAAAUAACCCCAUGACCCUUAACAACGACUUAAAUAAGCACAUUUAUAAUAAUAAUAAUAAUAAUAAUAAUAAUAAUAAUAAAGCAUCUGUUAGGGGUGCACUGAUCUGUUUAUGGCAAGGCCUGGAAUGGUGCAUGCUAUGCUACUUUCAUUUCAUAACUGAUGGAAACGCUCCUGGUUAUCAUUUUCAGUAUUAUUAUUACUAUCAUUAUUGGGAGGAAGCUCUUGUUCAUAGUGCACUGGAUUCUCCUUUAUAGGAUGUCAUUGUUUUUAUAAGCUACCAUGUGCCUAAAAGUGGUGGAAACCCUUGUGAAUCCAUCUUGUUCUGAACCCGGACUGAUGUUAUUUUUAGACUGAUGUGCCAUGCCAUCUUGUGGCCCUUUAAACCCCUAACAUAGAAGUAACACCCCCAGCUGUGUAAGUGACAGUCUCGUUCUUGGUUUUCUACAUAGACUUGUUCUCUGGAGAUUUGUGAUGAAUUUCUGUUUCCCAAACUACAGUGGGUGCUAUAAUAUUAUAUGUAAGUGUUGCAUAAUCUUUUUUGUCAAACUGAAUGGUUUUGAAGCACAACCUCCAUGGUCACUGAAGUCCUUGAACAGUACUUCCUCUCAUUCCUCUCUCAGUAUCUUGUACACUGUUGGUGUAUUAGUCACUGUCUGUCUUUGGAUGCCAUGCCCUAUUUAAUAAUGCAAUAGUUUGAUAACCUGCAUUUACAUUUUAAAAUUGGAAAUAGGAUGUUAAAACAUUACAAGUUUGCACAUUCAUUUAAGAAGUGCAGUCCCAAACUGCAUAUUUUAGUAAUCUGAGAAAAAAAAAUAUUUGAAUGCAGAAGGUAUAUCCAAAAAGGAUAGUAUUAUGGACACUUUUAUAAUAAUGCCUUUAAUUUUUAAUUAUCAUAUUUAGCCACAAACAUCAUAUUUAGCCACAAACAUGGAGCAUUUAAUAAACAUGUUUCAUCUGCCUAUUGUGUUUAAUUUAUUUUUGCUCCAGUGGAUGCUUUCCAGUUUGGCUUGUUUGAGGGUGGUAAACAAUCUUUUCCAUUUCAGUCCGCGAUUAAUUUUUGACACCUAGCAACUUAAUUAAAAUUGAAUCAAAGUGCAAUAAACAAGAAAGGUUGGUUUAAACUCUAAUGGUGACAACUUGCUAACCUUAUAAUAUAUUGUAGUGUGUAGCACAUACUGAACUCCGUGCUGAAGUUAAGCAUUAGUCACCAUAAGCUGUAUACUGUAGCCAUUGGUUCCAUUAGCAUUUACUUUUAUAUUCCCUUUCUAGCCAUGUGGAAUACUUGGCCCAACCUUGAUAUUCAGCUCAUCUACUGUUGAUACUUUCUGGGUCUAACACCAAUACACCCCAACCCUAUCAUCACUGACCAAGAAGGUGAAACUCUAAACCACUCCAACCAUUGUUUUUUGGAAACUUUUGGCCCAAAAAUCACACCUGAGCAGUAGGGGGCGGCAUCCGUAAACUGUUCUCUGUUAUUGCCAUGCUUGUCUGGUAAUUGGUUCUUUGCCCUCAGUUUAUAUUUUUUCCCUUUGUGAUUUACUUAACAAAAUGACAAUAAGUAAACUAACUUGUGUGAAUUUUGGACUUACAUGGCAGCAUGUAUAAAUGUAUAUAAAUGUAAACCCUUUAUAUUCUCUUGAUGCAUAUCUAACUGUGUAAAUAGCCUGGGAUAGAUUUAGUUUGACAAUAAAAAAACACUAAGUAAAAAAAUGAUUAAAAACCAAAUGUAAUCAUUUUUUAAAGUAUAAAAAUAGUUAUACUUUUAUGUUUUCCCUGUUUAUUGAAAUACCAGCAGUUACUGUACUGUGAACAAUGUUGCAAUAAAGAAAAAAAAAAAAAAAGAAAAAAAAA
This is a messenger RNA of Anguilla anguilla (European eel), 6535 nucleotides long. It is a transcript of the gene slc38a3a, whose product is annotated as solute carrier family 38 member 3a. The coding region runs from base 464 to 1996 and encodes 510 amino acids. Gene Ontology annotation, biological process: histidine transport; L-glutamine transport; asparagine transport. The transcript is spliced from 17 exons. The record is from RefSeq and is a predicted model, not a curated record. Gene Ontology annotation, molecular function: L-histidine transmembrane transporter activity; L-asparagine transmembrane transporter activity; L-glutamine transmembrane transporter activity. NCBI's taxonomy places the organism in Eukaryota, Metazoa, Chordata, Actinopteri, Anguilliformes, Anguillidae.